Molecule: messenger RNA, 3391 nt
Organism: Lobosporangium transversale
Lineage: Eukaryota; Fungi; Mortierellomycota; Mortierellomycetes; Mortierellales; Mortierellaceae
Exons: 2
Coding region: 174-3254 (1026 amino acids)
Biological process (GO): activation of GTPase activity; nucleocytoplasmic transport
Cellular component (GO): perinuclear region of cytoplasm; cytosol; nucleus
Molecular function (GO): small GTPase binding; GTPase activator activity
Source: RefSeq, a predicted model, not a curated record
GUCUAGUAACGGUAUUUUCUAACUCUUUUCACUUCAAACUCCAAGGGGCAAAGUCGGGAAGAAGAAGGGGAAAAAAAAAGAGGUUAGUGUAUACAACCGUUGGAAAUGAAGAAAUCCCUCAUCUUCUCAUUCUCUCAUCCUCUAAUCUUCUCAUCCUCUCUUCAUCCAUUGAAAUGACAGAACAAAAAUACCAACAAUUCCGAAAGGUCGACAACGACAGUAUUGAAAAAGUUUGUGUCAGAACUAAUUCCGUCUCUACAAGCAAUGGCGGCUCGGCGUAUUGUCUGUGGUUACAAGACAUUCGAGAGGUCUUUCCGGAUGCAGCGCGAUUCAAACUGGAUGGACAUCCCAUUCCAUUCCUUUUAGACGUUGAUGGCAACAAAAUCGAACCUCCACGCAUUGCAUUCUACCCUGACAAGAUCUUAGAUGUUAUUGCGGAAGUACCACAGAUCUGCAGCUGCAGCAGCAACAGCAAUAACAACAACAGCGCCAUCAUCACAUCAAGAAAUUCAACAAAUCUAUCCUCCUCUCAAGACCUUUUACCACUAUCAAGUCCGGCUCAAUCUUCCAACUCUUCUCUCGCUACCUGCAAUAAUGGACAAAGCGAAAUGAUAAGUCCUAGCCUUGAAAAGGCUAUGGAGUUGCUACAAGAGGUCAAAGGGAGGGGUGACGAAAUGCUUAAACUGCAAUCGGUGAUUUUUGAACUGCAAGCGGAAAUGCUUAAACUGCAAUUGGAGGCUAGAGAGAAGGAUGAAAUGAUCAUUAGUUUGCAACAUCAGGCUCUUGACACAAUUGCUACCCUUCAAAAGCAUGCUAAUGCUAUCCUUACCCAGAACUUUGAACUUCAUGAGUACCCAAUCCCUCGACUCUUUAUAAUUUUACCUGUCGACGCUGCCAAGUGGGAUCCAAUGAAUGUUUUGAGGAACAAGUUCCGUCUUCAUUUCCUCUGUGAAUGCGGUGAACACACUGUAAACACAAGCAAGAGCAGCCAUAACCAAAUCCAUAUUGCCAAACAUGACGGGUAUGAAAUUCAAGACAGCAGAGAGCUCUUUCACAAAUAUGGAAAGUACAUACUCAUCCUUUUACAAUGGCUUAAGCUGGGAAUGAGAACAUACUCAGCUGCUUCUCUAACACCAGCCUCAAAUCUGGUCGAUGCCGGUAUCAACUAUUCAAUCGACUAUAUGAAGGCACUCUCUACUGAAUAUCUAGCCUUGAACAAUAUAAACGCAAUCGACGACUAUGAAGGACUCGAAGGACCUGAUCUCCAACAACUGGGCACAUUCCUUCAAAUCAACAAAGAAAACAAGCAGCUAGGCAACUUGUACAGGAUCACGACCGAAACAGGCCAUGUUAAAUGGGUUUGUUUUGAACACUAUCGUUCAAUGUAUAAAGAAGUAGAGCAGAAAGUGUAUGCAAAUGCAGUGGAGAUGAAUGGAGGCAAAUACAACUCGCAUCUUGGUAAAGCAACUGUCAUACUGAGGUCCAGAACCAGAGCUGAAGAGUUCUUCGAUGUACUGGCAAAUGCAAGACGUGCAUACGAGUUGGAUAUCACAUUCGACUGGGAUUGGACCAAGACUGAUCUUGUGGAGCUUGAGGAGGCACUAAAGACCUCAAAUGUAUCAAUUCUUCGGCUUGACCUCGGAAAGUCUCAAGAAAGUAUAACCAAGAAAAUACUUUCAACAUCCACACGAUAUGAAAUCCUUGUUCGUAUCAUGGAAUUGAGCAACAUGAAGGUCAUCCACAUCGUUUUAUCCCCGGACCUCAUAAAGCUUUCUAGUUUACAGCCCAAAAAAUCAUCACACCUCCAUAAGCUGUCCCUUGAGAUGAAGCCUCAAAAGAUUGGGACUAGUGAAUUCCGUGUACUUGUAAAUUCACUCAAGACCAACACCAAUUUGAUCACUUUGGAUCUGGAUGGCAGUUCGGUCCGGAACGAAGGAGCCCUGGCACUAUCCGAGGCGCUCAAGGCUAACACGACUUUAACCACUUUAAGCUUGAGAAAGACUACAAUUGGGAGUAAAGGGGCUCUUGCGCUGUCAGAGGCACUCAAAGUCAACAUGGCUUUGACCACUUUGAACUUAGAGCACAACAUAAUUGGAGACGAAGGAGCUGUGGCACUGUCAGAGGCGCUCAAGGUCAACACUGCUUUGUCCACUUUGAGCCUGAAUGGCAGCUCAAUUGGGAAGGAUGGGGCUCUAGCGCUGUCAGAGGCACUCAAGGUUAACAAAGCUUUGGUCACUUUGGAAAUGAAGGAAAAUUCAAUGGGAAAAGAAGGAGUCGUUGCACUGUCAGAGGCGCUUAAGACUAAUACGACACUGACGACCUUGAACUUGGAGGCCAACUCAAUUGGAAAGGAAGGAGCCCUGGGACUGUCGGAGGCACUCAAAGUCAAUACAACCUUGACCAUUUUGAAAUUACAGCACAACUCAAUUGGGCCAGAAGGGGCUCUAGCACUGUCAGAGGCACUCAAGAUUAACACAGCUUUGAAUAUUUUGGAAAUGAAGAAGAAUUCAAUUGAAAACGAGGGAACUCUGGCGCUGUCCGAAGCACUCAAGACUAAUACGACAUUGACCACGUUGGACUUGGAGCAGAAUUUGAUUGGAGAUCCAGGAGUCCUUGCCUUGUCGGAGGCGCUUAAGGCUAACACGGCCUUGACUACUCUGAAUCUGAGGUGGAACUUAAUAGGAGAUGAAGGAACUCAGGCACUGUCAGAAGCACUCAGAGCUAACACAGCCCUGACCGCUUUGGGAUUGGGGUUCAACGCAAUUGGGAAGGAAGGAACUCUAGCAUUGUCAGAAGCACUCAAGACUAGUCCUACUUUGACAAGCUUGAACUUGUGGGGUAACGCAGUUGGAGAUGAAGGAGCUCAGGCACUGUCAGAGGCACUCAAGACCAACACGACGUUGACCACUUUGGUCUUGUAUUACAACGCGAUUGGGAAUGAGGGAGCUCAGGCAUUGUCAGAAGCACUCAAACUUAACACGACUCUGAUCAACUUGGAUUUGUGUUUCAACGAAAUUGGGGAUGCAGGAGCUCUUGCGCUGUCAGAGGCGCUCAAGACUAACACAGCCUUGACUAUCCUGAAAUUGAGGAGCAAUGCAGUUGGAAAUGAAGGAGCUCUUGCGCUGUCAGAGGCACUCAGGGCUAACACAACCUUGGCCAUUUUGGAAUUGGAGAGCAACAGGAUUGGAAAGGAAGGCGCUCUGGCACUAUCAGAAGCACUUAAGAUUAAUAAGGCUUUGCUCCUUCAUAAAUGAGUAUACCCUUAAUCAAUUACUAAAAAGCCCUGGCUACUCGACUUAUUAAACUGAGUAGCUCAGAUACGAAGCUUUGUUCAAAUAACAACUACUGUAGUAUAUAGAAACCUCUAUACAAGGGUAUCAUUAAUAUAAUU